AUGCUUGCUCUUUGUAAAGCAUUAAACAAAGAAAGAAUUCUUUAGUUCUUUUUGAUAAUAGAUGGCUUAAUAGUACAUAUGUAGACUUACGUAACUUAAGACUUUAGCUUUUUGGUUAUCGGCCUAACUUUAGCAUGCUUUCAUUUGAUUAUACUUUGUUUCGAGUACAUGUGUUAAAAGAAAUCUAACUUAAUCUUGUUAAUAUGUUUGAUUAAAGGAGUUGUAAUCAUAGGAGUGUCUUAUCUACUAAUGCCUUAAUGGUAAAUUUAUACUGGGAUUUAGAUAGUGUUGAUCAUUCAACUGAACGAAUAGUAUUUAAAAUUAACAACACUGUUUUUCUUUUUAGCAUGUAUUCCAUGCAUUUGCUUCGGAAAUGUUUCUGAAAUUACAGUGGGAAUUUUGAGAGCAGUAGUUAAUUUCUUUUUGAUUCUCCAAAUUUACAAAAAGAAAGGAAAUCAAUCCUUUAUCAACAUAAAGAGUCUUUUAUCCUAAAUUUCAUCUGAGGAGUUUUGUAUAUUGGAUAUGUAAUACAAUCCAGUUUAUGAAUCCAAAUUAUUUUAUUCAAUCAUAAAAGAGUAGGUUAUGAAUAUAUCUGAUCAUUAUUAAAGCAGAAUUUUAACACCCAGAGAUUAAACAACAAAUCUUGUGAGAUAAUCAAAUUGCUUGGAAAAUAUCACAACAAGACCUUCAUUAUUGAUUGGCGAUAUAAUUGAUUAAUUAAAAAAGAAAAUUCUUAAAUUAGAUCAAAAAUUAAUUUUCGAGCCAACAAACACUUCCCUUUACUAAGUGAGUGUUUAAAAAUUACUCAUAGAAAACCAAGAAUUUAUAUUGCUCAUCAAACAUAAGUUAUGCAACAUUGAGUCAUUCAAACUGUAAUCACAACAACAAAAGGAAUAAGUUUAAACAAUGAUUAAAACACUACACAAAGUUUCACAUGAUAUGAGAAAUCCCUUGAAUGCAAUAAUUAAUAUGCAAAUGUGUUUGUCAGAAUUGAUAGACCCUUCCCUCUUUCAAAAAUUCUUAAAACCUUCUCUAAAUUCGUGUCAUCUACUCUUAAAUUUAAUAAAUGAUAUUUUGGAUGCAGCUCAAAUCGAAAAUAAAACCAUAAGAAUUGUGUGUCGUAAGUUCAAUCUAGCCAAGUUAAUAGACAAAACAAUAUCCCUCUUUGAUUUACUUAAAGAGAAAAAGGGACUCAAUAUCACUUUUAAUUAUGACCCAAAGUUGCCACUCAAAAUAAAUUCAGAUAAACUACGAAUUAGAUAAAUCAUAAUGAAUUUAUUGAGUAAUGCUGUCAAAUAUACUUAACCAAAAGGAUCCAUUUUAAUAGAAUGUAUUUAAAGCGGGGAAAAGUCAAAUUCAAUUAUUAUUUCGGUUUAGGAUUCUGGAAUGGGAAUCAAGUCAGAAAAUCUGAAAAAGCUCUUUCAAGAAUUCUCUAAAGUGAAUGAUUUGGAAAAUUAAAAAGCCAAUCCCUUUGGAAUAGGAUUAGGUCUAAUGAUUAGUAAUGAAUUAGCCAAAUUACUGUCUACAAAUCAUUCAAUGGGAAUUUAGGUUCAGUCAGAAUAUGGUACUGGAUCUAAAUUUUAUUUUGAAAUCGAAAAUGAAGAGCAACCUCCUGAAGACAUUUCGGAUUCAUAGGUAUCUCAAAAAUUAGCUUAGAGAAUACCAACAUUAGAAUUUAGAAUCCUUUAAAACAUAAUCUAAUAAAAAUCACCCACAGUUUCAAUUGCCAUUCCUAUGGGAGAGAGUAGCAAAAGAAUUAUUUAAAAAAAGAAUCUAAAGGCUAUAAAUUUCAUGACUAGCUCAUUAAAUUACUAGGCAACUCUGAGGAUUAGAAAUGAGUCAGAAAGAAAUUUGUCAAAUAAACCAUCUAUUCAAAGUCGUUUAAUUCAAAAUCUAUUAUAAAAAUGGAAUGAAUUAACAUAGCAACAUCCUCCAAUUCUAAUUGUUGAUGAUAAUGAAUUUAAUAUUGUAGCAUUAUAAUAUUUAUUAGAAUUAAGUGGAAUCAGUUCAGAUUCUGCUAUGAAUGGGAUUAUCUCAAUAGAGAAGGUAAAUGAUAGAUUGAAAGAUAACAUCCCCUUUUAAUUAAUAUUUAUGGAUUUGGAAAUGCCACUCAUGCUUGGUGUAGAGGCUUCGACUCGGAUUCGCAAAUUAGAUAGAAAUGUUACAAUUAUAGCAUGUUCUGGUCAUAAAUUAACAUAAGAAAUAGUCGAAUAAUUCAAGGAUUGUGGAAUAGCUUUUGGUGUUGAAAAACCAAUCACAAAGAUAAAAUUAAAAGAUUUGCUUUUAAAACUAUCUGAUGGAAUCAGAUGUGAUAGUUCUUAAUUUUCUUAGUUAUUUUGA
Messenger RNA from Paramecium octaurelia, 2340 nucleotides. NCBI's taxonomy places the organism in Eukaryota, Ciliophora, Oligohymenophorea, Peniculida, Parameciidae. The record is from the annotation of a GenBank genome assembly.